Molecule: messenger RNA, 810 nt
Organism: Suillus fuscotomentosus
Lineage: Eukaryota; Fungi; Basidiomycota; Agaricomycetes; Boletales; Suillaceae
Exons: 2
Coding region: 1-663 (220 amino acids)
Source: RefSeq, a predicted model, not a curated record
AUGAUCCAGCUACUGUACUUCCCCUCAGUAGCUCAUCUUCAAGCCUCCGACAUCGAGUCUAGCAUAGAUUCUACCCAGGAGGAGAAACCCACCAAUAUUAAGCUGUGGUUGCCAUCACAGAUCAGGCAUGAGACACUGCUUCCAUGCAAUGACAGUUUCUCCAAACACGAGUGGGAUUUAUGGCAUGCUCAGGCCUUUGAUGCCCUCAAUGAUCUCUGCUGGCACCUCCGCCUUCGAACACAUCGAUACAAGUUCAAGGACACUCAAAUUCGCAGUCAGCAGGCAAAUACACAUGCAGGCAUCAUCAUCAAGAACACCGAAAUUAAUGUAUCCAUGGCUGCUGAGCGCUAUUGCAGAGCCUGGAACACAUUAAGUGCUCUUGCACCUUCCCUAGCCAGGGACACGUGGACAACAGAGCUGCCAAAGUUAGAGGAAGGGGAUAUCCGAGGGAUGGGAGACAGCACAUUUGGAGAGUCAAGCGGGAACUGCACCUUGUCGUGGAUAUGGAAAGCGCGAGGUGUAGCUACUGUAGGGAUGGAGGGUGGGGCAGUUCUCUCAGAAGCUUUGCGAGUCGAAUGGUGUAGAUCAAGGGCCUGUGCCAACCAGUAUUUUCCAGCAUGGCUACCAGUUCCUCCUCGUUGCACGUUGUGGGCAACACAUUAGUUCGACCUGUCACUUUGGUUGUUUUGGAUCAAGAACUUCCCGACGAUGGAAGGUCCGUCGUGUCGACCCGCGUUCUACACCAGUAUUUUGAGUAUUUUGGGAUCACACAAGCGUUUUUGCAGUUUGUGGAGCAGUUUCCAUCUGGCA